Episyrphus balteatus (marmalade hoverfly) is the source of this 1139-nucleotide messenger RNA. RefSeq names its product WD repeat-containing protein 82 (gene Wdr82). The transcript has a single exon. Gene Ontology annotation, cellular component: Set1C/COMPASS complex. Lineage: Eukaryota; Metazoa; Arthropoda; Insecta; Diptera; Syrphidae. The record is from RefSeq and is a predicted model, not a curated record. Bases 121 to 1074 code for a protein of 317 amino acids. Gene Ontology annotation, molecular function: chromatin binding; protein binding.
UUGGGGUUUUUGCGUAUUUUUUUUAUUUUUAAAAUUCUAAAUAAUUACAAAACUUAUAAAAAAAAAAAAAACCAAAAUAUUACACAUUUGUAUAAAUUAUAAAACACAAAAACACUUACAAUGAAAAUGAAACUAAUCGAUCCCGUAGUCCGUUCCUUCAAAGUGGCCAAAGUGUUUCGUGAAAACACUGACAAAAUAAAUGCCAUCGAUUUCAGUCCAAAUGGCGAACAUUUAAUAUCAUGCAGUGAAGAUGAUCAAAUUGUAAUUUACGAUUGUGAGAAAGGCACACAAUCGAGAACAGUAAAUUCGAAAAAAUACGGAGUCGAUUUGAUUCACUUUACCCAUGCCAACAACACAGCCAUUCACAGUUCGACCAAAGUCGAUGACACUAUUCGUUAUUUGAGUUUACAUGAUAACAAAUAUCUCAGAUACUUUCCAGGGCAUACAAAGAAGGUUAUUUCGUUGUGCAUAUCCCCAGUUGAAGAUACAUUCUUGUCUGGGUCGUUAGAUAAGACUUUAAGAUUGUGGGAUCUACGUUCACCCAAUUGUCAGGGUUUGAUGCACUUGUCGGGACGACCAGUGGCAGCUUAUGACCCCGAAGGUCUUAUAUUUGCUGCUGGUGUCAAUUCUGAAUCAAUUAAACUCUACGAUUUGCGAUCCUUCGACAAAGGACCCUUUGUCACAUUCAAAUUGAAUCAAGAAAAAGAAUGCGAUUGGACGGGAUUGAAAUUCUCUCGGGAUGGCAAAACCAUUCUUAUUAGCACAAAUGGGUCUAUUAUCCGACUCGUUGAUGCCUUCCAUGGAACUCCAUUGCAAACCUUUACAGGCUAUCCCAAUAACAAGGGAAUACCUAUUGAGGCCAGUUUCAGUCCCGAUUCCCAGUUUAUAUUCUCAGGAAGCACCGACGGACGGGUGCACGUUUGGAAUGCAGAUACAGGCUACAAGAUGUGUGUACUUAAUGGAGAUCAUCCGGGUCCGGUACAAUGUGUACAGUUUAACCCGAAAUAUAUGAUGUUGGCGUCGGCGUGCACCAACAUGGCCUUUUGGUUGCCCACUUCUGAGGAGGGAUUGUAGGAAUAAAAAGCGAAAAUAUUUGUAUUAUUAUUUUUCUAAAAAAAUAAAUCGACAGUUUAGAAGAA